AUGGCCAAAAUGAGAAACAAAAGCUUUUGUGACUAAUAUUACAAGUUGACCAAUUCUUCGAGUGCAAUUUCCCAACUUAUAAACAAUUAAAAAAUAUAGAUUUGAUCUCUUAUUUCUUUAGUGGGGUCAUGGCAUAUAAAUGGACAGCUACUCAAAUUACUACCAUUGUCCCCACACACUUGCAUCUCAUUAAUGACUCCUUCCUUCCUUUCUCUCUCUCCCCCUCUUCACUCUUCUUCACACCUCCCCUGUUCUAUAUUCUCCAUUUAUCAUCAUCAUUUUCACCAUUAAAAUUCUAAAAACUUCCUUCCAAUUGCAGGCCUCUCUCUCUCUCUCUCUCUCUCUCUCUCUCAUCUUGCAUUUUCAUUGCAUAGAUUUCAUUUAUCUUGAGGUCUUGAGGUGUGAUCAUAACCCAUCAAGCAUGAGAGAAAAGAAAGCUCAGAAGCUCAAGCUCAGUUUCUUAUUUCUACUGAUUUUCUGUUUCAGUGACACCCGUUGCAGUUCACGGCAAAAUUCACUACUAUUCGAUACAAAAGUGGAUAACAUGAUGCCCUUGAUUUCUCCGACUGGAAAUCCUCAACCGCUUUAUCCUCUUCUUGCACCAUCUCCGUUAUCACCCUUCACAAUCACAAAUAACACCGCGCCAAAGUUAUCAGGCCGGUGUACACUAGACUUUGAUGCCAUAGAUGCCAUGAUGAGCAUGACGGCAAUCGACUGUUUCACCGUGUUUGCACCAUACUUAGCCAACGUAGUAUGCUGUCCACAAUUCGAAGCAACUUUAGUGAUUCUCAUCGGUCAAUCCAGUAAAAAAACCAAAACGCUUUCACUAAACUCGACUCUCGCUAAACACUGUCUUUCAGACUAUGAUCAAAUUCUCAUGGGUCAAGGUGCAAAUAACAGUUUGCAGCAGAUAUGUGCCAUUGGUCCGUCGAACCUAACCGAAGCUUCGUGCCCGGUCAAAGAUGUUGACGGGUUUGAAAAGAUGGUCAACACGUCUAAGAUUCUUGCUAAUUGUGGAAAGAUUGACCUUGUUAACGAGUGUUGUAAGGAAACAUGUCAAAAUGCUUUAACGGAAGCUGCAAAAGAUCUUGCGUCGGUUUCUUCUUAUGAUUUUGAUGCAAUGGGGAUUCGGCGUCCUUCUGGUAUCUCGAAUCGGGUGAUUAAUGAUUGCAAAAAUAUUGCUUUGAGAUGGUUAGCAAGUAAACUUGAACCCGUACGAGCUAAAGAAGUUCUUAGAGGUUUAGCUACUUGCAAUCUUAAUAAAGUUUGUCCAUUGGUUUUGCCAAACGUGGGGCCCGUUGCACGUGGUUGCGGAGACGAGAUUAGUAACCAAACAUCAUGUUGUACCGCAAUGGAAGGUUACGUAUCGCACUUGCAAAAACAAAGCUUUUUAACCAAUUUGCAAGCUUUGAACUGUGCUGCUUCCCUUGGGAAGAAAUUACAAAAGGAAAAUAUAACAAAGGAUGUCUAUAAGCUUUGUCAUAUAAGCCUCCAAGACUUCUCCCUCCAAGCAAAUGGAAUGCAAGAGUCCGGAUGUCUUCUUCCUAGCUUGCCUUCAGACGCAACAUUCGACAGAUAUUCAGGAGUGAGCUUCCUUUGUGAUCUUAAUGAUCACAUACCCGCACCGUGGCCUUCACUGUCACAUUUACCCCCUUCAUCUUGCAACAAAACUAUUAAGAUUCCCGCACUUCCUGCAGCAGCUUCUGGGCAAAAAGGGCUAUACAACGAUGACGUUACGUUUCUUCUUCUGUGUGUGAUGACAUUCGUUCUUGUGACAAUUCUUUAACUGUUUAACGGAUCAAGUUCUGGCUUACUUAAACUUGAAAGGUCGACUUUCUUGAAAUUUAACCGUACAAGAGAAAUACUGGAGAAUGUGAAAACCGUCAAGAUUUUUGGCGGGAAACUCGGUUUGAAGCUGAAAAGUGUAUAAAAAGAUUGCAAUGAAGUUGAGUUAGUAGUGCUGCUGGUGAUUGUUGUUACUGAAAAUUGUUUUAAGCAUUCUUGCAUAGUGUUAUGUAAUAAGAAUUUUGUAAAGGAGGGAGUUCAUGUAAAUAUUUGCAGGAAACACCUUCUACUUUUAUUUGUUUGCAUCUUUACUCCCUAUAAUUUUUAAUAUUGGACAUUCAAAUGGAAGUAAUUUUGUAAGUUGGUUUUUCUAGUGAUUCACCAAUGGGCUAACUCUAUAGUGUAAUAGUGGAUGAAAGAUAUUGAAUGUAUGUGAUUUUAAGGAUAUGUAAUCAUUUUAAUUUUAAG
Messenger RNA from Helianthus annuus (common sunflower), 2253 nucleotides. RefSeq lists its product as uncharacterized. The transcript is spliced from 8 exons. Gene Ontology annotation, cellular component: plasma membrane. Bases 422 to 1786 code for a protein of 454 amino acids. NCBI's taxonomy places the organism in Eukaryota, Viridiplantae, Streptophyta, Magnoliopsida, Asterales, Asteraceae. The record is from RefSeq and is a predicted model, not a curated record.